GUCAUCACCCUGCGCCCAUUCAGCGGGACCGUCGCGGCAUUUGAAACAUUUUACAUCUGUAGCACCCUAAAAAAAACACUUUACGCCGCUUAUACCGCCUGUACAGUGAUCUGAAAUGAUCGAUAUGAUUGAGAAAGAGGACCCGAUCAUCAGUGAGGAGGAGGCGGCACAGUAUGACCGCCAGAUCCGAUUGUGGGGGCUGGAUGCCCAAAAGAGGUUGCGAGGGUCCCGUGUGCUCCUGGCAGGUUUAGGGGGUCUUGGGGCAGAGGUGGCCAAGAACCUCAUCCUGGCUGGAGUUAAAGGACUCACUUUGCUGGAUCAUGAACAGGUGUCAGAGGAGUCAUGUCGAGCUCAGUUCCUGGUUCCGGUGACAGCUCAGGGUCAGAAUCGAGCCCAGGCGUCUCUGGAGCGAGCGCAGAACCUCAACCCAAUGGUGGAGGUCCACGCUGACUCAACGAGAGUCGAAGACAAACCAGAUGACUUCUUCCUGCAAUUUGAUGCGGUGUGUCUGACCGGCUGCUCCAGAGACCUGAUGGUGCGGGUGGACCAGCUCUGUUCUCAGCGCAACAUCAAAGUCUUCUGCGGGGAUAUCUACGGUUACUAUGGUUACAUGUUCUCCAACCUCGGGAAGGAGCACAACUACGUUGAGGAGAAACCUAAACUGGUUAAACCAACUGAAAAUUCUACUGACGGUCCUGAAGCGAAGAAAGCCAAAGUGGACCCCAACGAGACCACCAUGGUGAAGAAGACGGCCAGUUUCUGCACUCUGAAGGAGGCUCUGGAGGUCGACUGGACGACUGAGAAGGCAAAAGCCGCAAUGAAGCGAACUCCAGUGGACUACUUCCUGCUUCACGUUCUGUUGAAGUUUCGUACAGACAAAGGCCGUGACCCCGACCCACAAUCCUUUGCUGAAGACAGUCAGCUCCUGAAACAGAUCCGUGAUGACGUCCUGGAUGCCUUGGCAGUGAGCAGUGACCUCCUGAGCGAUGACUUCACGAGCUACUGCUUCUCUGAGAUGUCUCCGGUGUGCGCCGUCGUGGGAGGCGUUCUGGGACAGGAAGUCGUCAAGGCUCUCUCCCAAAGAGACCCUCCACAUCGGAACUUCUUCUUCUUCGAUGGUCGUAAAGGCAACGGCGUGGUCGACUACUUUGGACCAAACUAAACACGACAGUUUUACACACAAAACAAGUCCAACAAACUUCUGUCUCUCUGUGAGUUUGUGUGAUUAUUUAUAUCAGUGUUUGCGUCACAAUUCAUAAAAUUAAUCUGUUGUUCCACUUCUGACCUGAUCUCAAGAACAUUGUCUGGGGUUUUUUUUACAUUUCCUAAUAAAACAUUGUUUGAUAAAAGA
This is a messenger RNA of Acanthopagrus latus (yellowfin seabream), 1351 nucleotides long. RefSeq names its product SUMO1 activating enzyme subunit 1 (gene sae1). The record is from RefSeq and is a predicted model, not a curated record. The transcript has 9 exons. Bases 116 to 1162 code for a protein of 348 amino acids. Lineage: Eukaryota; Metazoa; Chordata; Actinopteri; Spariformes; Sparidae. Gene Ontology annotation, cellular component: cytoplasm; SUMO activating enzyme complex. Gene Ontology annotation, biological process: protein sumoylation. Gene Ontology annotation, molecular function: SUMO activating enzyme activity.